AUGGCAACCCAAAACACACCUCGCGCCAAAGCCCUCACCCUAAUCUCAACCUUCCGCGCUCUCGACUCCCAGACGCUGGUCGUUCUCCUCCAUGAGAAAUGUGUCUGGACCAUGUUCCCCACCUCAUUGGGCUUCCCACCCCAGACCCGCGACCAGCAGGUCUCCCGCCUGGGCGAGAUGUACUCCAGCGGCAUCCUCGCCUCCUUCCCUGUGGAGCCGCUGGAAGUCAUCGAGAGCGUGACACAGGAUGGGAAAGCAAUGGUCAGCGUGCGCUGCGAUGGGGGGAUCGUGUUGAGUGAGCGGACCAGAGCCCUACUCGCAGAAGACAAAGAAGGUGCUCAACUGCUAAGUGGAAGGAACGCGGACAGCAAAGCUGGCAGAGUAGAUGUUCGGAACGAGUGGCAUUUCACGUUCUUCUUCGACAGCAGCCCGGAACAGGAUGGCGGAGGCAAGAUUGAGCGGGUGUGGGAGUUUCUGGACGGGGAGGCGACGCAGCAUUUGGUCAAGGUUUUGGGGAGGGCAACGACCUUGGUGCAGGGUGGGGACUGA
Cyphellophora attinorum is the source of this 549-nucleotide messenger RNA. RefSeq lists its product as uncharacterized. NCBI's taxonomy places the organism in Eukaryota, Fungi, Ascomycota, Eurotiomycetes, Chaetothyriales, Cyphellophoraceae. The transcript has a single exon. Bases 1 to 549 code for a protein of 182 amino acids. The record is from RefSeq and is a predicted model, not a curated record.